Trichoderma virens Gv29-8 is the source of this 810-nucleotide messenger RNA. RefSeq lists its product as uncharacterized. Gene Ontology annotation, molecular function: 5-amino-6-(5-phosphoribosylamino)uracil reductase activity. Lineage: Eukaryota; Fungi; Ascomycota; Sordariomycetes; Hypocreales; Hypocreaceae. Bases 1 to 810 code for a protein of 269 amino acids. The transcript has a single exon. The record is from RefSeq and is a predicted model, not a curated record. Gene Ontology annotation, biological process: riboflavin biosynthetic process.
AUGGCUGAGCAACUCACAUUUCCAGCCGAAUCAGCGGCUCUCCUCGAGCCUCGUCUCCCACCACAGCUGGAUGCCGAGGAUGCCUCGAGAUCACGCCCCUUUGUCACGUUAACCUUUGCAACUUCACUCGAUUCCAGCUUGUCACUGGCGCCUGGAGUCCGCACUCGCCUCUCCGGCCCGGGCUCAAAAGCCAUGACCCACUACCUACGGACCCGGCACGCAGCUAUUCUUGUGGGCGUCUCUACGGUGUUGGCAGAUGAUCCGGCUCUCAACUGCCGGAUCGCAGGGGCUCCUCGCCAGCCUCGUCCGAUAAUCAUUGACGCCAACCUUCGAUGGACGCCGCGCCGCUCUGACAAGGUCUUUGAGGUGUGUCGGAGCGGUGCCGGACUUGCUCCUUUUGUCCUCACGGGCAUAGAGGCUUCAAGCCUGCCUGCUGCAAGCGUUGAGCUGCUUCAUGAGCACGGAGGCAAAUACAUCCAUGUGCCCUCUACCCGCUCCGAAGCAACUGGCCGGCUACGAUUCAGCUGGGACGACAUUCUCGCCGCCCUCCAAGCGGAAAACCUGUCCAGCGUCAUGGUCGAGGGUGGCGGCCAGAUUAUCAAUUCGCUCCUCGAACCUGCUUACCACAACCUGAUCGACUCGGUCAUUGUGACGAUUGCGCCGACAUGGCUGGGGCAAGGCGGCGUAGUUGUAUCUCCAGACCGAGUCACCGACUCGGCGGGAGUUCCUCUCCCGGUUGCGAGGCUCUCGCAUGUGUCAUGGCACCCAUUCGGCGAGGACGUUGUCCUGUGUGGCACGCUCCGGGAGUAG